AUGGAGAUGCUGGCAGAUGAACCCAUGGAUUUUUCUGUGACGCGGCUGCCUUUCUUCCUGCGGCCAGAGCUGCCGGGCAUCAACAAGACAUUGGGUGACACCAAAGAUGAGAGGACUUGGCAGAUCUCAGAAUCCCCUGGUACCUGGGGGCAGCAAAUGGAUCGCUACACCAAGAAAUAUCCCGAGAAGUUUGGUGGAGAGAAUCAAGCGCCGGAUGCCAGAGUGGGCAUCAGCUGGCAAGCCUCAGAGGUUGGUUUGAAGUUCACCUUUGAUCAACACAUGAGCAACUCCAUGGAUGCCUUGCGUUUGCUGAUGAAGGUUCAAAGGGAGCAGAGUGCAAACGUGCGCGAAGACUUCUUCGAGGUGGUCUCCCGCAAGUACUUCACGGAAGGUCGAUGCCUGGCGGACCAUGCCAUGCUCCUGGAGGCUGCCGUGGAAGCCCACGUGCCCACGGACGGCCUACUUCAGUGGCUUCAAAGUGGAGAAGGCACAUGGGAGAUCCAGCGGAAAUAUGCCGAGAUCUUUUACGGAUGGGGAUACACUUCGGUCCCCGUCACCCUGGUCAGUUGUGAAGGCCUCGACCAGCACAUCCAGGGCUCGCAGAAUUUGAAGGCAUAUCUCCAAGUCUUUCGACGCUUGCUGGAGCCGCUCCCUGCGAAGGUUCCGGAACAAAAGCUACCAAUUUGGGAGAAGUACGCCCGAGUGGCACAAGCCACAGGCACCCCCAAUGGAAAGGACUUCUCCUGGGAAGCGCAGGACAUCUUUUUUGGUGCCACGGCCGAAGACUUGCGCCAGCGAGGCCAAGGUUCAAGUUGA
Messenger RNA from Durusdinium trenchii, 816 nucleotides. Lineage: Eukaryota; Dinophyceae; Suessiales; Symbiodiniaceae. The record is from the annotation of a GenBank genome assembly.